Molecule: messenger RNA, 514 nt
Organism: Cucumis melo (muskmelon)
Lineage: Eukaryota; Viridiplantae; Streptophyta; Magnoliopsida; Cucurbitales; Cucurbitaceae
Product: small acidic protein 1
Exons: 1
Coding region: 108-296 (62 amino acids)
Source: RefSeq, a predicted model, not a curated record
AAUAUUUAGGUUACUUUAUCAAGGUUUCUUCUCAAAUUCCCAUUCGGCCAAGUUACAAAUUCAAACAAGUCUAUUUGGUUUCCAUUGUUCAUUUGGUUGCCACGGAGAUGAGAUCUUCACCGAUGGAGUUCUUUGCGGAGCUGGAAGAACAGGGAUCCACGGUCGCCAUGGACGUCGACGAUGUAGACCCACUUGAGAUAUUGGGCGAGGGUGUGAUCUCCGCCGAGAACAAGCUCGCCGACGCCGAUUUCUUCAACUCCUUCGAGGAUGAUUUUGAUGACUCUGACGUCAACUGAGAUUCUUUUUCGUGGUUUCCUUCAAAACAAGUAGUUAAUUUCCCAAUUCUAUGUUCUUACUUCUCUUGAUCAAACAAAGUUGAUAGAUCCUACCAUGCCCUAGUUUGUUUCAGUCUUUAGGGAUUUCACUGGUUUGCUUGGUGAUAAGUUGAAUACUUUUAACAUGUUUUACUUUCUGAAUUACUUGAUUGGUUAUCCCAUAGUUUCUUUUCUCUCAA